UUUUACUACUCGCUAUAGAGUGGCGGAAAUGACGUCCUCCCGCAAAGGACACUCGCAGAGAAAUGGUCUCCGUAAAAAAGGAUGCAAACACUCGGCAAAAUAUAGACGCAGGAAGGCCAGGAAGAUGAAAUUAUUAUUAGCAGUUCACAUUUUAAUCUUUUUGGCCAGCUUUACAUUCGGAUGCGUUUUCUUGACUAUUUUUUGCGGCUGGAACUUAAAAAAUGCUGAGAAUUUUAAGCCCAUUGACGAGGUCUUGUUGGCGAAGCUCAUGCACAGAUCGAUAGACCUGAAAGCAACGGUUAUUGAGAGACUCCACUUUGAAUAUCAAACGAAGCGGUCCAAGGCAAUCGCGCAGAAGAUACGGAUUCUGUGCUGGGUGUGCACUUGGAAAGGACACCACCAGCGAAAGGCGGUGCACAUCAAAUCGACCUGGGGACGUAGGUGCGACAAGCUGCUCUUCGUCAGCGAAUUCCCAGGCAAGUUAUCUCUAUACUGUCUCUCUUUUAACAUGGAAAAAAUAUUUUAAAGAAAAACAAAAUUAAUAUCAAGAUGGGUUGUUGAAAUUAAAACAUAAAAAAUCCAAAAAUCCGGCCCUUCUAUAAUAAUGAGACUCACGAAAAUUUUUCUUGGCCUGAAUUUGCAUCCACAGACAAGGAUUUGCCAACCGUGGCAGUUGACGCGCAAGCAUCCAAAUUGGGGCUGGCGAUGAAAACAUUUCACGCAUUCAAAUAUAUCUACAAGCACCACUUCGGAAAAUACGACUGGUUUUUAAAAGCUGACGACGACACGUACAUCGUGAUGGAGAACCUGAAGAAAAUGCUGGCGGCGCACAGUUCCGAGGAGCCGCGGUAUUUCGGGCUUCACAUGAAACAAAACGACGAACGCAUGGACGCAAAUCUGGCCCCCGACGGAUACAUGACUGGCGCAGCUUACGUGCUGAGCAGCGAGUCUUUGAAGCGGCUGGCAACGCAUGCGUUUAGAGGCGAAACUCCGAACUGCUCUCUCGUGACCAACGAGACUGGAGAGGAUUUGCUCAUGGCUCAGUGCUUGCAUCAAGUCGGGGUCAAGCCAGCCGACACGAGGGACUCGGAGGGAAAUAACCAAUUUUCCCACUUUGACGUUGAAACUAUGGUGAAUGGAAAUUUGUCCGAGGAGUAUUGGUACUGGCGCCAUGUUGUCUGGCCUCAACCAGAAGGAAAUCAGCAGACGAAAGUGCCAAUUUCUUUUCACUACAUGGCCCCGCAUAAAUUUUAUUUCAUGGAAAGCCUUAUUUACAACACAAAGAUUGUGGGAGUGAAAAAUCUGCAAAUGUUUGAGCGAGAGAAUUACAAUGUUUCAUUGUCCCCCAUCGCAAGAACUUAAAUACCAAAAUCAGGCAAAGUUUGAUUGAAUAAAAGAAAAGGAUUUUCUAAUUCACCGAUAAAUAGCACGCUGUAAUUAUUUACGAGCAACAUACUAAGCAUUUUGAAUGCGUUUAAAUCCGGACGGCAGUGAGGACGGCGACGACGCCCCGAGAGAGUGCAACGACCUCAUCUGAGCGCCUUUUCAUCUUCUCGAGGAUCGCGGAUGCUUUAUAAAUAGUAACUUAAGGAUUUUAACUAGAAUUGUAUAGCCUCUAGUUUUUCUUCCGUUUGUAAAUCUGGCAGUUCCUUCGGUAGGUCUCGCAUUUUUUUCACAACCGCAUUUUCUACUCCAUUUAGUUAUUUUAUUGCCUAUUUUUAUGUGCCAUAUUUUUAAAUAUAAAAAGACCACUGUCACAAUUUUAGCUCUUAAAAUCUUCCUUUUUACAAUAAAAUUUUCAACAAAUUUUGAAUCUGGUCUUUUAAGUUACAGCAAUCCUCCAAUGAUGUCGGAUAUAUUACGUGAAUGAAUCCCUGAUGAAUUUAAAUAAACUAAUACCGUUUAAA
This is a messenger RNA of Cloeon dipterum, 1907 nucleotides long. Its product is annotated as glycoprotein-N-acetylgalactosamine 3-beta-galactosyltransferase 1-like. Gene Ontology annotation, cellular component: membrane. Bases 706 to 1362 code for a protein of 218 amino acids. NCBI's taxonomy places the organism in Eukaryota, Metazoa, Arthropoda, Insecta, Ephemeroptera, Baetidae. The record is from RefSeq and is a predicted model, not a curated record. The transcript is spliced from 8 exons. Gene Ontology annotation, molecular function: N-acetylgalactosaminide beta-1,3-galactosyltransferase activity.